Heterobilharzia americana is the source of this 1195-nucleotide messenger RNA. NCBI's taxonomy places the organism in Eukaryota, Metazoa, Platyhelminthes, Trematoda, Strigeidida, Schistosomatidae. The record is from the annotation of a GenBank genome assembly.
CGAAAUUCGAAAAAAUUGGAAGCAUAAUGCUUAAGGCGGGAUUUCAAGUUUGGCUUACGGUUUAGAGGCUUCAAUUUUCUGAUGUGAAUUGCCUUCCUGACAUCUGCAAUCUGAGCAAUGGUUCCUUUGAAUGAGCACGUUAGCAUGAUCAAGGGUAUCGUGGAAAAAUAUGUGAAUAAUGUAUCAUCUUUAAAGACGAAUCAUCUUAAUCACUUGGACGAACUCCUGAAUGCGGACCACCGGUCUAUUGAAUCGCCACAAAUGAAUCUCCAGUUAGCUGUCGGCGCGGCUGAGACUGAAUUAAGGAAAUUACUCUUUGAAGAAGACAGAUUGAAACGGGAAUGUGAACAAUUAUCAAAAGGAUUGAAACAGCUUACAGCUCAACAUAAUGCCGACUUGUUGGAAAAGAAAACUACAUUAGAAGAUCACCAAUCAAAGUUGAAAUUCGCAAGAAAGAAAUUAUUGGUUUACGAAAGAUUUACGAAUACAAAGUUCGCUAUUGACGAAAUUUCAAUCACAGCUUUUAUCGUGAAUCCAGAUGAUGCGGUGAAAGUUAAUCUUCCAAAUACAUUACUAAAAGCAGAAACUGAUCUUUGUCAAGUAACAAACGAAAACGAUCCUUCAAGAACUGAAGUCACAGGUUUAACAUUCACUGAAGAUAUAGUUGCGGGGAUGAACAGGUUGUGGGAGCGCAUGGAAGUCUCUGAUAAGUGGGAACACUUGGUCGGACCAACACACAUAGCAGCUGACUUACCAAAGCAAACAUCAGUGUGUAACCGAAAAGUUUUGUGUACGCCAGAAAAUGAUGCUCAACCAUCGUAAUUUAUUCACUUUUACUCAGUUCCUAACUGUUUGUUUCAUCAUUCCUAUGUUGUUUUGAAUUCUCGAAUAUUGCAUUAAUGUCUGACUUUGGAUAAUACUAGCUUAAAGACGCGUUCUUUAUCGUGCUGAUAUGCCAGAAGCUAUCGGUUCUCAAAAUCUUGUUCCAUUCUGAAAAUUCUAGCUUACAUAUAAAACCUGUAUCCCCAACCAAAUAUUACUGCAAUUAUUCCUACCAAAUGAAGUCUCAUCCACUACUUUUAUCAACAAAAAUCACUUACAGAUUUUAGUUGGUGCGGUGAAAACAGUCUACAUUGCGUAAUCUUGCGCUCUCAAGCUGUGUAGUUAUUAUCGGUAGAAAUCUUAAUGUUUCUAA